CUAAAUUAAAUUAAUGUGGGUUGACAAUAACUUUGUUGUGAGCAUAAUGAAAGAGAGAAGUACAGAUCUUCUGAAUAAAGGGAAGAUCAAAGUAAGAGAAUGAAACUGUAAACAGCUGUUUUCAGUGUCCAACAGCAGCUGGUAUCUGUUCUGUGUUAUGGGGACAGAAAUCACGUUACACGAAAUCAUCGUUUGAGCACGUAAAAUGCGUUUGUUAACGGCUGAGUUGUGCUCAGCUGGAUUUCAAUGGAAACGAGAGCUCGCGCAGGGGGGCUGACAGACCGGUUAUCGCGCUCCAUCCGUGAUGACCGCAUUUCUUAAGGGCAGCGCGAGCUGUGGCUUCAUGCGCACGCUCGCUCACUCCCCUCGAGUCAUUUGGUGAGAGCAGGACGUGCAGAUCCCUGACCUUUCCCUAGACUGCUGAAAAAAAGAGAGAGGCGGCGAAAAAGAGGAAAAAUUCACAGUAUUGUGUGUGUGAAUCAUCCGGGAAUCCAUCUUUAAAUCAGAACCGUGAAGACGCGAGCAUGUGAACGCGCAAAGAGGCAACGAACGAACCUCGGAAACGUGAAUUUUAGAGAAUUAUCGAAUCGGUGGGAUGAACGUGGAGCAGGGCAGGUUUGAAGGAAUGAUACGCAAGGGAAACGGCACGAUGAGCGUCAUGAGCGGCAGCGCGAACUCCACCAUCACGCAGCCUCCCGGUGGACGGAGCCGUGGAGACUCGCGCUACCCGCAGUACGCGGCCCACCAGAGCGGUACGAUGAUGGUGAAACCCCAGAACGAGCCGGCGGACUUGGUCAAACGAGCCCUGGACUUCAAGACGCAAGGCACGCAGUGCUACAAGGAUAAAAAAUACCGCGAGGCCAUCGGCAAGUACCACCGCGCGCUGCUGGAAAUGAAGGGUCUGUGUCGCGUGCUGGGGGACCCUGACACCAGCAAGUCUCCCUCUACCGUCCUGACCAGCAUCAGCAAGUCCAGCCUGACAGACGAGCAGAAAGGCGCGGUGGAGAAUGCGGAGCUGGAGUGCUACAACAGCCUGGCAGCAUGUCUGUUGCAGAUGGAGCUAGUGAAUUAUGAACGGGUGAAAGAGUACUGUCUGAAGGUUUUGAGAAAGGAGGGUGAGAAUUUUAAAGCCCUGUAUCGCUCUGGUGUGGCGUAUUAUCAUCUGGGAGACUUCAACAAAGCCCUGCACUACCUGAAGGAGUCACACAAACAGCAGCCCACAGACACAAACGUCAUCCGCUACAUCCAGCUCACGGAAAUGAAGAUUCGACGAAAUGCCCAGAGAGAGAAAUCAGAAGUUCCAUAAAAACAGCAGCUCCCACUCGAAUAGCUUUCCACUGCGGACACCCCACACUUCCCUCGUCGCACUCUCUGUGGAUGAGGUUCGGCAUUUCACGGAAGACUUUAUUCCAGUGCGGGUCAACACACUUGCCUCAGUCCUGUCAGAAACAAUCUUCUGGCUCAGAAUGAAGAGCUGAAUCAGGUGUGCUGUGUCCUGCAGUAGACUGUGGAGACCAGGGAUGGAGUCUACCAGGGAUCUCAAAGGCAUUUAUUAUGCUUUUUGAAGUACAGUAAUGCUGUCAAAAUGUUUGCUUUUAUUCUUCGGUUAUAUUUAAGCUAAAAGCUAACAGAUGUAGGUCUCUAAAAGCAGUCGUGGUCUGAAGUUGUGCUCCACAGCACACCCUCAGAUCAUUAUGUGGCUGGUGAAGCAUAGUUUACAUAUUCCUACAGCUUUUUCAUUUGCAUAUUGUUUCCAGAUCAUGACAAAUAUGUUUUUAUUAGAGAUUCUGAAUCAGUUUUGCUAGAAACACAUGCAGCUCAUUCAUUUGAAGUGUAGUCAAGUGUCACUACCAGUGAAACGAUGCCAAUCAUAUACUACUAUAUAACCUACUCUUCACUUGACACCCACAUUCAAAUCGCAGUGGGAAAGAUCUCACACAUACACACAGAGUGGGCUUAGGUGUACACACACACACACACACACAGUGGAUAUGAGUGUAAGCAUGUGAAUCAAUCACAGUCUGACACGCAUACAAAAGCAUGUAGGAAAAAUAAAACUGUGGUCAUUGUUAUA
Messenger RNA from Carassius auratus (goldfish), 2074 nucleotides. Its product is annotated as tetratricopeptide repeat protein 9A-like. The transcript is spliced from 3 exons. Bases 596 to 1306 code for a protein of 236 amino acids. Gene Ontology annotation, biological process: protein folding; negative regulation of apoptotic process. Gene Ontology annotation, molecular function: protein folding chaperone; protein binding. NCBI's taxonomy places the organism in Eukaryota, Metazoa, Chordata, Actinopteri, Cypriniformes, Cyprinidae. The record is from RefSeq and is a predicted model, not a curated record. Gene Ontology annotation, cellular component: cytosol; mitochondrial envelope; membrane.